UAAAGUGAAAGCAGAUUAUGUUUUUCAUGUGACUUUUACACUUGAUCUUGAGAUUUUUUUCUCCAUUUAAUCUUUUUUUAUUUGCUCAUAUGGGAAGAUACAUGAACAUAAAGAGAAAGCAAAGACAUUUUCAGAAGUUGUCUAGAAACUGAACGUUUUGAUCAAAGCAAGUCUUCAGCUGUGGAGCAGAAAGACACUUCCAUAUUCAUUCGUGAGUUGGUGAAGGACGAUGGCGUCUGUUGAAAAGCUGCUCGUGGACUCACUGAAGGAUCUGGUAGAAGCUGAACUGAAGGAGUUUCAGUGGAACUUAGUGAAUUUACGUCUUGAGCAUCUUUCAAGGUCUGAAUUGGAAAAGGCAGAUAGAUUCGACACAGUGGACAAAAUGGUCAAAUGUUUUGGACCAGACAAAGCUGUGAAGGUCAUGAUAGACAUCCUGAGACAGAUGAGCCAGAAUGAUCUGGCUGAAUGGUUGGAGAAUGAACACAAACGAGCUAAGACUGAGGGCGAUAUGAAGACAUCUGUAGGUAAUUCACAACAUAUCUCAAAGCUGACAAACUUUUUUAAAACUCACAAAGCAAACAUGAAGAAGAACGUUGAAUAUAUUUUUGAGGGCAACAUAGAAAAUGAAGCAAAACUUAAGGCUGUUUACACAGAACUGUUCAUCACAGAGGGAGAUAUGAAAGAUGUCAAUCAUGAACAUGAGAUUCUGAAGAUUGAUGCUGCUUUCAAGAACAAAAAAACACAGGACAAACCGAUCAGAUAUAAUGAUAUAUUUAUCGAACUGAUGAAAAACAGUGAGAAAAAAAUUGUUCUCACUAAGGGCAUCGCUGGCAUUGGAAAAACUGUCUCUGUGCACAAGUUCAUCCUGGACUGGGCAGAAGGAGAAUCCAAUCAAGAUAUACACUGUGUGUUCCUGCUUCCAUUCAGAGAGAUUAACUUAAUGACAAAUGAAGAUUUCAGUCUCCAUGAGCUUCUGCUGGAAUUUUACCCUGAACUGAAAGACCAGGAGAAAUCCAAACUAUAUAAGGAAUGUAGGCUAGCAUUUAUAUUUGAUGGACUUGAUGAGAGUCGUCUGACUCUAAAUUUUAAAAGUAGAUCACUGAACACUGUUGAGAAAAAAGCAUCUGUGGAUGUGCUCUUUACAAGUCUGGUCAAAGGAACUCUGCUUCCAUCAGCUCUUGUCUGGGUGACAUCACGACCAGCAGCAGCCAAUCAGAUCCCUCCUCAGUAUGUGGGUUUGUUCACAGAGGUGCGAGGAUUCACUGACCAGCAGAAGGAGGAGUACUUUAAAAAGAGAUUCACAGAUGAGAGUUUGUCCUCCAGAAUCAUCUCACACAUUAAGAUGUCUCGUAGUCUCUACAUCAUGUGCCACGUUCCAGUGUUCUGCUGGAUCACAGCCACAGUACUUCAGGAUAUUCUCACUGAGAACAAUGAAGAGAACUUCAACACAACACUCACUGAAAUGUACAUUCACUUUCUGCUUAUACAGAUGGACAUGAAGAACCAGAAAUAUGAUGAACAAGAAGAAAGAGAAUGUUCUGUGCACUUACAAUUAAAUAAAGAGAUUAUUUUAAAGUUAGCCAAGUUAGCGUUUGAACAACUGAAGAAGGAAAACAUUGUGUUCUAUAAGGAAGACUUAAAAGAAUGUAAUAUUGAUACGAGUAAAGACACUGAGUUCACAGGAAUGAUCGCUGAGAUCUUCAAAAGGGAACACAGACUUCAUAAAGCAAAGGUCUUCUGCUUUGUGCAUCUGAGUGUUCAAGAGUUUCUUGCUGCAGUGCAUGUGUUCAUCUGUUACCUGAACAAGAACAUGCAGGAGCUUCAGUUUUUCUUUGAUGAGCCAAAAGAAAAUGUCACAUUGGAGGAGUUACUGCAGAAGGCCAUUGAUAAAGCCAUGAAGAGUCAGAGAGGACAUCUGGAUCUGUUCCUGCGGUUUCUGAUGGGCAUUUCUCUAGAAUCCAGUCAAAACCUGCUAAAAGGCCUGAUCACACACCCUGAAGACACUACAGAGUGCAUCAAAAAAGUAACUGAAUGUAUUAAACAAGAACAAAACAUGUACAAUAUCUCAGAUGAAGCUCUAGUCAACUUAUUCUACUGCUUACUUGAGCUGAAGGAUAAUUCAUUAUAUGAGGAAAUCCAGAGUUACCUCAGUUCAGAUGAACAUCCAGGAAGAGAUCUCUCAUCUUCAAUGUGCACAGUGCUGACCUACAUACUGCUGAUAUCAGAGAAGGUGCUGGAUGAGUUCAACCCAAAGAGGUUCACAUCAUCUUCUUUCAACUACACAAGACUCAUACCAGCUGUGAGAUGCUGCAGAAAAGCUCACAGAUUUGACGGCUGUGGUUUUGAUGAAACAUGCUGUGAAACUGUGUCUUCUGCUCUACAAUCAUCAAAUUCUCAUCUGAAAGAGCUAGACCUGAGCAGCAAUCACCUGCAGGAUUCAGGAGUGCAGCUAAUUUAUGAUGGACUGAUGAGUUCACACUGUCGACUGAACAUACUAAGGUUGUGUGGCUGUAAUCUCACUUCUCAGUCCUGUGAAAGUUUGUCAUUAGCUCUACAAUCAUCAAACAAUAUCCUGAGAGAGCUGGACCUGAGAUACAAUGACCUGCAGGAUUCAGGAGGGAUGAUUCUUUCCGAAGGACCUAAGAAUCCAAACUCUAAGCUGGAGAUAUUGAGAUUGUCCAUCUGUAAUCUCACUGCUCAGUCUUGUGGGAGUUUAUCAUCAGUUUUACAAUCAUCAAACUCUGUCCUGAAAGAACUGGACCUGAGUAACAAUGACCUGCAGGAUUCAGGAGUGAAGCUGCUUUCUGAAGGACUGAAGAGUCCAAACUCUAAGCUGGCGAUACUGAGGUUGUCUGGUUGUAUGGUGACAGAGGAAGGCUGUAAUUAUUUGUCUUCAGCUCUGAGUUUUAACCCCUCACACCUGAGAGAGCUGGAUCUGAGCUACAAUCAUCCAGGAGAUUCAGGAGUCAGGCUGCUCUCUGAAAAACUGGAGGAUCCAAACUGUUCACUGAAUACACUCAAUAUUGAUCAUGGAGGGGAAUCAAGGAUUACAGAAGGACUCAAGAAAUAUGCAUGUUUUCUGACACUGGAUCCAAACACAGCAUACAGUGAUCUCCUUCUGUCUGAGGAGAACAGAAAGGUGACUCAUGUGAAAGAGAAACAGCUGUAUCCUGAUCAUCCAGAGAGAUUCUAUGAGUUUCCUCAGGUGUUGUGUAGAGAGAGUGUGUGUGGACGCUGUUACUGGGAGACUGAGUGGAGUGGAGAUGUGUGUAUAUCAGUGUCACAUAAGAACAUCAGGAGGAAGAAAGACGGUGACAAGUGUUUGUUUGGACGUGAUCAGUCCUGGAGUUUGUACUGCUCUCCUUUCAGAUACUUAUUCAGACACAAUAACACAAAGACUAAUCUCUCUGCGAAGCCCAUCAUCAGCAGAAGAAGAGCAGGAGUGUAUAAUAUCUACAGAGUAGGAGUGUAUGUGGAUGAGAGCGCAGGAACUCUGUCCUUCUUCAGCGUCUCCAGAAACACAAUGAGACUCAUCCACACAGUCCAGACCACAUUCACUCAGACACUCUAUCCUGGUUUUAGAGUUUGGUCUGGAUCAUCAGUGAAACUGUGUUGAUAAAUCAGAAAAGACAGAUUCUUCCCAUAAUGCUUUGAGGUUCAUGAUAAAUCAGUAACAGUGACACAUAAGUAUCAGUUAUUAGUCUCUUCCUGAUAUUGCCGCAGCUCAACUUUGGUCACUGAACUAACAGAAUACAUUUGUUUUAUUGUAGUGUUAUGUUAAUCAUUUGUAUUAUCAAAAUUGUAUUACUUAGUGCAGAAAUAAUGAAUCAUCAAAUCAACUUGAGAUCAGAUAUCAAUUGAUGUAUCAAAAAAUAAUUGAUUCCUCUCAAGACUGAGAUGAGCUAAAAAUAUUUUAAAUAUGACAUUAAACAGCAUUUAAGAAAAUACUGUAUAUUGUAACGACAGUAAAGCUGCAUUAAAAGAGUAUAUUUCAAUGAGUGUGAGAAGCUGUCAGAAGAUACUUUAAGUGUUUUAUUCACAGAUGUCAUGAACUGCUGCAAC
Molecule: messenger RNA, 4062 nt
Organism: Puntigrus tetrazona (Sumatra barb)
Lineage: Eukaryota; Metazoa; Chordata; Actinopteri; Cypriniformes; Cyprinidae
Product: NACHT, LRR and PYD domains-containing protein 3-like
Exons: 10
Coding region: 230-3616 (1128 amino acids)
Molecular function (GO): protein binding
Source: RefSeq, a predicted model, not a curated record